CGACCUCACCAUCGUACAACUGCAGUGCGGUUCAAAACCACGGUCAUGUUGGAGCAGAAGUGAGGCUUGUUCCGACAUGACACCGCCAAAAUCCGGUGUGCAAUAACCGAAAAAUCCAAUCAAUUCAAUCACGAGUCUUCCACUAAACUAUGUGAAUAAUUAUCAAAAUCCGAGCCGACGAAUCCAAUAGAUCCUAGUGAAAUGAAUGGAGCGUUCAUAUCAUGAGGUUGAGGAGGCGAAAGAGGCCGGAAGAGAGCGCGUGGAGAGCCGUUCGCAGGUGCGUCGUCUUCUUCACCACCAUCUGCAUCGUGCCGGUGCUCUUGGUGCUCAUCGUCACCACCGAUAGCUACAUGAGACCGGUCAAACAGACUCCCUUUCUCAAGCCGCAGUUUGACAACGUGGAGCACCUCGAGCCCAGCCUCCACAACCUAACCGGCGUCGAAAAACGCCUCGAACGUCGCCGUUUACACUUGCAAAAAGCUUGCAAAUUACUGGGUUUAAACGUCCCCGGCAACGAUUCCCUUCAUAAACCCAACCCUUGGGAAUUCCUCGUCGACACCAAACACCAUCUCGUGUGGUGCAACGUUUUCAAAGCUGCAAGCACCUCGUGGAUGUACAACUUCAACAUUCUUGCAGGGUACUCUCCAAAUUUUCUCAAAAAGAGCAAAGUGGUGCCCCUUAGCUUGGCCCGACAGAAAUAUCCUCGUCCGUCUCUCCCGUUUUUAAAAAAAGCCUUCAAUAAUUCGGUUUCAUUUUUAAUAACACGACAUCCACUGGAGAGACUCCUUUCAGCGUACAGAGACAAGCUAAUGUUCGCUUUGCCUCACACGCACCACAGAAAAUUGGGAAACGAGAUCAUCGUUAAGUACCGAGGGAAAGUUAAGCACCAGAAAGGGUUCAAAGCCGAAAAGUGGCCCACAUUUCCUGAAUUCGUGCUUUACCUCCUCGACUGUGUCAAGCAAGGCCAGACUCUGGACAUGCACUGGACUCCCAUAACUGAAUUUUGUACACCCUGUAUGUUCAAUUUCGACAUAAUCGCGCAUACUGAAACGCUUCAAGAAGACCAACAGUACAUUAUCAAGAAGGCGCGUCUUGAAGGGUUGGUGGAACCCCAGUGGAGAAAUGCAGGCCACGGGACUACUGCUCGGCAAAUACGAAAGUACUACUCGCAAUUAUCGCGGUCGCAAAUUUUACAAUUGUAUCACAUAUACAGAUACGACUUUGAAUUGUUCAAUUACUCGUUGAAUGGCUACUUAGAGUUAGGACAACCUGACGACGAUCCGUCUACUCUACUCGCGGCCAUCACACUCAAAGAUUUCCCUCAGAGUAAAGACAAGCCGCGACUCUAUUGAGCAUUUGCAAUACAGUGAGAUUGUGAUACCUAGACAUAGGUUUGCGUUUUUAACUUGUUACCAAUUCUUGGCAUUAGCACUGUUAUAUUGUGAUAGGUAGGAUGUUACUACACCUUAAAUAUAGAUUUGCUUUAUUUUGGUACUUA
Tribolium madens (black flour beetle) is the source of this 1498-nucleotide messenger RNA. Its product is annotated as carbohydrate sulfotransferase 11. Bases 222 to 1352 code for a protein of 376 amino acids. Lineage: Eukaryota; Metazoa; Arthropoda; Insecta; Coleoptera; Tenebrionidae. Gene Ontology annotation, cellular component: membrane. The record is from RefSeq and is a predicted model, not a curated record. Gene Ontology annotation, molecular function: sulfotransferase activity. Gene Ontology annotation, biological process: carbohydrate biosynthetic process. The transcript has 5 exons.